CUCUGGUUGGGUACGCAACCUAAAUAUAUAGCUAAAUUGUGUUCCCUCAUUCCCACACAAUUUAUCAAUUAUGGAAAUUUUGAAAGUGGACGCCGUAGGAUUUCUCCUCAUGUCACUAAUGGUUCAAAUUAGUAACUCUCUCACCUUCCCGAUUGAUCCCCCGCAGCAACAAUAUUACGAAAAUGAGUUGGGCGAUCACACCUUUGAUGGCCAAAGUGCCGUACUUGGGGGACUCUUAGGAGGUGGAAUUGCCGCCGCCACUGGUGGUUUUGUCAGUCCCGAAUUUAGUUUGGCGUUUGGCGCAUUUGGUGGAACAAUUGGAGGGGCAAUUGGAGCAUUCGAAGAAACCGAGAGAAAUGGACUGUCCGUGAUUGGAGGAGCAAUAGGUGGAGCCUUAGGGGCCGGAGCAGGUGCCAUGUUAGGCAACAAAAUUCGCGAAUCUGGAUGGUUUGGUUUUGCCAAACCAGACGCAGCUUUCACUCUACCUCUUAGCAAUUUAUCCAACGCAAUCCCAAACCCACUUAACCUUGUCUCCUCUAAACCAUUGGAAUCCAUUGAAAAAGCAGUGCCGCAACCUUUAAAGGAAAUUGCCGCCAAACCCCUCGAAAUGGUCGGCAAACCGGCAGAGGUUCUCGAAAAGCCUUUGCAAGCGGUCGGCAAACCGGGAGAAAUUCUAUCAAAACCUGUGGAAGCAGUCGGAUCUGGCCCUGCAAAAAUUUUGGAGCCACUUAAGGCCCUGCCCAACCCUCUCAGUUUUGGGAAGAGAUCAAUGGUCGAUGGACUCACACAAACGGCCGGUUUGGCGACAUCUCUCGCAACGGGGGAUGGAAUUUUGAAAGCAUUGUUUAAGCCGUUGUACGGUGCAGCAAUUAGUGGACUGUUUGGCGCCUUAGGAGGUGGCCUUGGCGCCUACAUAGGAGCCUGGGGAUUUGAUGUGAUUAAUAAUUUGUUAUAAAUUCAGAAUAUGAGUAUGAAUUGGAACGAAAUGUGGUAAUCAUGUGAUAAAAAUAUAUAGUGUAUGUCAUCAUCAAUUAUUGUAGAUGUAUUUAUUUGAU
This is a messenger RNA of Folsomia candida, 1055 nucleotides long. RefSeq lists its product as uncharacterized. Bases 71 to 955 code for a protein of 294 amino acids. The transcript has 5 exons. The record is from RefSeq and is a predicted model, not a curated record. Lineage: Eukaryota; Metazoa; Arthropoda; Collembola; Entomobryomorpha; Isotomidae.